ACUCGUAAAUUACGACCUGAGAGCCGCAGAUUGUAGAGUACUUUUCGAUGUACAGUGACUUAGCGUACAACUUUUAGUCGCUGUUGCUGUUUGUUUCACUCAAUGGAAAUGCUCCCGAGUCCUCGUAGGCUUACUUGAGCUGAGUUUUGAUCGGAUAUCGAGGACAUUAUGUCGGUAAAGUGCCAAACAGCCAUCCAGGGACCAGGGCAGCGUGGUGAGUUCAGGGGCUAGCUUGCCUGCUGCUCCCCCUGUAAAGGGUGGCAGCUGCAUUGGCUGUGGGGAUGCUAAGAAAGAGCAGCAGCCACAGUGGUGGUGGCGGUGGCAUCAGUGGCAUCGGUGGCAUCGGUGGCAUUGGCGGUGGGACGAAGCACACCCAGGGUCUGCCUCGAUAUCUCUCCAAGCCCCAUACGGGGUCACUCUCGGCCGGAUCUACCAAGUCCUGGGAUAUGGGCCGCAGCUCCAAGAACCCAAAUCCUCUGAGCAGCAUGGGGCUGGCGUCUCAUCCAGUUGGGGCACCAGGAGUGGACCCGGAGUAUGUGAUGCAGCUGGUGAAUGAUGUACGGUGGUUUGCCGAUGUGUUGCUCAACCUCAAGGAGGCUUUCGAGAGUAAAGAGAAUCUUGAAGGUCUCCAGGUGGUGGUUCAGGAGCGUUUGGCAGAGUUACUCCGAAUCCUCAAGGCUGUCAUCGGCAAACACCCGACACUCAACUCUGUGGACAUUCUGGGAGCGGCUGGAACGGUCAUCGCCAAGGUUAAAGGCGUUAACUUCAAGGAAGUGGACCCAGAAAACACAAAAGCUAUAUUUGGCGAGAUACACGCAUCCAUCGACACUUUGGCAUUCACGUUCGGCAAUGUAGUUUCUGACUUCCUUAUGGGAGAUGUGGACAGUGGCCCAGGGUUGGGGGUCCCCCAGAACAGGAGAAGCAGGUCUUUUGACAACCUCUCUGCGGGUCCUGAGGGAUACGUUACAGAGAAAAGUGACCUUGUGGGCUCAGAGGUGCCGUUGUCACGGGAGGAAGAAGUCGACUUGACCCUGCUGAAGAAUGACGGCGGGGUGGAGUCUGCUCUCCUGUAUGCCAAGGCCUGGUCCAAGUACAUUAAAGACCUUCUGGCGUGGAUGGAGAAGCGACUGGUUAUGGAUAUCGAAUAUGCCAAAAAUUAUGCCAAAAUGGCCGAGUCUGCAAGAACACUGGCCAGCCAGCAGCACUACAUGCCGUUCAGUGAAAUCUACAUCUCCACAUUCAAGAACGACAUUGAAUACACACAGCUGCUUAUUCAAACUGCCAUGGCUCUUCAAACAAACAAAUUCAUACAGCCUCUCCUGGCCCGUAAGAACGAGUUGGACAAGUUGAGGAAAGACCUCAAGGAGCAGUGGCAAAGGGAGCAAAAGAAAAUGCAAGAGGCAGAUGUAACGCUGCGUAAAGCACGAGCGCUGAAGGCCCAGAGGAGAGAAGAGUACCAGAGAGCCCAUUCAUAUAUCAACCGCUCCCAGGACGAGCAGUCUAACGCUGGGAACAGACAGCUGGAGAAGAAGAGGAAGCUGGAGGAGGAGGCUCUGGUGAAGGCAGAGGAAGCCCAGGACCAGUACCACAGCUGUAUGGCUGACGCAGGCGUCAGAAGGAUGGACAUGUCCAGCGCCAAGAGUACCAUCCUUGCACAGAUCCGAGAGAUGGUCUUCCAGUGUGACCUCACGCUCAAAGCUGUGACUGUGAACUGGUUUCAGAUGCAGCAGGCGCAGACUGUGUCCUUUCCCACCCACCACCAGGCCCUGAGCGAGAGUGCCAAGCUGUACGAACCGGGUGAAUGCUAUGCCGAGUUCGUCCGCAACCUUGCCAAAAAUCUGCCAAAGGAGCGUCUGCACUCUGAUUCCAUCUCCUUCGACAACACCAGGUUUCUUUUCAACAAAAGGUCAGUGGGAAGCACUCAUUCGUCCCACGGCAACCUGUCACAGGCAUCCGUCACCUCCUGUGAUGUGCUGAGCGGAGACGAAGUGGACGGUUCUCUGCACCAGGCUGCGAAGAUCAGCGAGAGGAGGUCCAACAGCAGCACAGACAUACAAGCCCUGAGAAGUCAGGCCACACUGAGAGCCUGGGCUUCCAGUAGUCAGGGCAGCCAGGGCGGGAUGUGCAGUGACUCGGAGAGUGCGGGAGGCAGCAGCGAGUCCAGGUCCAUGGACUCCCCCACUGCCAGUCCAGGUGACUUCAAACGACGGCUGCCAAGGACUCCCUCCACUGGGACCAUGUCUUCUGCUGACGAUCUAGACGAGAGAGAGCCUCCGUCACCUUCAGACAACGGUCUUGCGGAGAUGGUGACAGAAACAGCCAGUUCUCCCGGUCCCUUCCGAAACGCUCAGAUGUCCAAAGCUGCUCAAACCCACAAGCUGAGGAAACUACGAGCUCCAUCCAAGUGCAGAGAGUGUGACAGUCUGGUUGUUUUCCAUGGAGCAGAGUGUGAGGAGUGCUCACUUGCCUGCCAUAAGAAGUGUCUGGAAACACUUGCUAUCCAGUGCGGCCAUAAAAAACUGCAAGGCAGACUUCACCUGUUUGGCAUCGACUUUGUUCAGGCAGCAAAGAACAGUCCAGACGGCAUCCCUUUCAUCAUCAAGAAGUGCACGUCUGAGAUUGAGAGCCGGGCCCUCAACAUCAAGGGGAUUUAUCGAGUAAAUGGUGCUAAAUCGCGAGUGGAGAAGCUCUGUCAGGCAUUUGAAAACGGGAAGGACUUGGUUGAGCUGUCUGACCUUUCACCUCAUGACAUCAGCAACGUCCUGAAACUCUACCUAAGACAGCUACCAGAGCCAUUGAUCCUGUAUCGAUAUUACAAUGACUUCAUCGGGUUGGCCAAAGAGUGCCAGAGAGUGAUCGUGGAGGAGGCGGAUAAAUCCCAGAACCCCCAGCCAGGAGAGAAAAGAGGGCCGAGUGUCCAUCUCAACAGAGUCAUCUUCAAGAUCAGAGACCUCCUCCGCCAGCUGCCUUCAACCAACUAUAAGACUCUACGCUUCCUUAUAGCACACCUGAACAGAGUAACCGAGCAGGCUGAGGAGAACAAGAUGACCGCUAGUAACCUGGGAAUUAUCUUCGGCCCCACGCUGGUGAAGCCCCGGCAGACAGAUGCAGAAGUGUCCCUGUCCUCCCUGGUGGACUAUCCCUACCAGGCCUUGAUGGUGGAGCUGCUGGUUCGACAUUUUAAAACAGUUUUCGAUGGAUCGCAUAUGUCCGGUACCGUCAUUGCAAACACCGGCCAGGCGUCCCCCAGACUCACCCCCCAAGAGAAGCUGCAUCGGCUCAGCAGACACUCUGCCUCACUGAUGGACAUCAAAGAGACUGCGAAGGUGUACAAGAGAUUCUCCUCUGUGAUUCCAUCCUCUCACAUCCUGGGUGAGGUUCAGGAGGUCCAGCCGGGAGCAGACAAAACAGACGACACGGCUCCAGACGGACUCAACGGGAUCCAGACAUCUAGUGCUGCAGACGCCCAGACGUCGCCCUUAAUGUUUGAAUGUCCCAGCACCACCAACCACACCACCACCACAACCACAACCAGCACCAGCACCAGCACCAGCACAGUGGCACCAAGGGUUCAGCUACGCACACAGCGCCCCAGAUAUGUGUCUCGACCGAUCAGCAUGCCGCUGGAGCGCCUGCCCAACCCCGCGCAGAUCAGCGAGAGGAAUAACCGCAACACUUCUGUAAACGCUGAAGCAGGCUCUGCUGAACAGAACCUGGUCUCUGAGACCAUACAGGAGAUACCAGAGCUGGAGAAGGCACGCCAAAGUGGCUCAUCCAGGGUUAGCACGUACUACAUCACUCCUUUUAUUGACACGCAGACCAUGCAGAGGAGAACGUGGGACAGGAAGUACAAGCACUAUGACGUCACACCUCGGACUGCUAUGAUAGUGGCUAACCUGCCUUCAGCCAGCACCGGAGUGCAACCUGUGAAGGCAACAGUGCCUGUCAGUCUCAGUUUAGCAGUAUCCACUGUGUCUGUGGUCCCUACAACAAGCAGCGUGUGCACCAUCUUCUCCAACAGCCCGUACACGGUGACAGUGAAGCCUGUUUGGACUUCUAAAAGGGAAAAUGACGCAGACAAACCAGGAAGUGAGUCCAGCUUACUGAACCAUCCACUAACACUCAGGGCACCGAGGACUCUGCAGCCUCCUCCCGGAACUUUCUACAAACCUCCUACUGGCAUAAACAGCAGAGCUCGGACACUCCCAAACUGGACUACUACUGUUACCACCAUGACCACCACUACCACCUCCUCCUCUCUCACCCCCACCAACUCUUUAGAGGUAGUCACACCGCCCCCCACCGUUACAAGCUCUCACCAGCCGCGACUCCAGAGACAGGACUCCACUGACAGCACCUCUGACCCCAAGGUCUCCACCUCAGCUCCCCUGUCACCCCCACAGUCCCCUCCCCCCGGCAGCCCUGACGACCUCAGCCCCAGCGAGGCUAAACCUGUCUACCAAAGACUGCGACCACGGCGGCUGCAGGAGCUGGAGCACAGAGAGGCUCAUUUUGUCUGAUGCCAAAAAAAUAAACAUUUUUUAAAACCGUGUAAAUAUGAAUGUGAUAAUCUGUGCCAUAGUGUAUACUUGGGAAAACAUUUUUUAUGAUAUGAGCUAAAGUGGGAGAAAUGUCGGCCUGUGAAAAUGAACCAUGAAAGUGUUAUAAGUACUAAUAUAUUAUUUUACAUGUUUAAGUCAAGGUGUCAGGUGGUUGGUCUCCUGAGCAUUCAAACAAGUAGAAGCAGAACGAUGCCAACAUGAUAUACUUAGUGUCUGUUUUAGAAUAACAAAUACAGUCUCUGUUUUUAUGUCACAGAAACGCCAACCACACACUGACGUCUGUAAAGAAUAUAAAGCUAUUGUUCUCCGUGUUUGACUUGAACAGUUGAGUUCAUGUAAAGAAUAUGAGUUGUUAUAAAUUGUAUUUUAUUGUAAUCACACAAUGCACUUACAGCAGGUUCAACAUGUUUUUACCUUUCAAUGUUUCAAUCUGCUUAACUUUGUGUUUUAUUCUGAAAGAAACAGGCAGAAGUAUUGGAAACAGGCGGCUCAUAGAACAGUUCAACAUGUUGACCUUUGUCCCCUGUAGCCUGUGAUUGGUACAUCUCUUCUCAGUAUGUAAACCCUCAUGUAUCUGUUUACGUUUUUAUAUAAAGUCAUACAUACUGCAUGUUUGCCACAAUAAGGUCGUCUCAUAGUGAUUACUCUUGUGACUAUACAGAAGUGAAAUGACAUGCGACAGUUCUUGCUGCAAAUUAAAAAAUGUAGUGUAAACUGUCA
Notolabrus celidotus (New Zealand spotty) is the source of this 5282-nucleotide messenger RNA. Its product is annotated as rho GTPase-activating protein 29-like. Gene Ontology annotation, molecular function: GTPase activator activity. Gene Ontology annotation, biological process: activation of GTPase activity; signal transduction. Gene Ontology annotation, cellular component: cytoplasm. Bases 282 to 4520 code for a protein of 1412 amino acids. The record is from RefSeq and is a predicted model, not a curated record. NCBI's taxonomy places the organism in Eukaryota, Metazoa, Chordata, Actinopteri, Labriformes, Labridae. The transcript is spliced from 22 exons.